Molecule: messenger RNA, 5078 nt
Organism: Pelobates cultripes (western spadefoot toad)
Lineage: Eukaryota; Metazoa; Chordata; Amphibia; Anura; Pelobatidae
Source: the annotation of a GenBank genome assembly
AUGAAUAAUACUGCUCCUCCUCCAGAAAAUGGACAAUAUUCUGCAUCUCAACAAAGACCCUUUUUUUAUGCACAACCAACAGCACAAUUACCUUUCCCGAAUCCUUGGUACCUUGGCCAACUCUACAAUCCAUACUGUGUUCCGGGACCAGGUAAGGCUUUCACAAACUUGAGAAACUUAAACUUAAUUAAGGUCUAAUAAAGGGUUACAACUAAUGUAUUUUACACAAACCUAGCAUAAUCAAAAGGGCAUGGAACUUUUUUUUUUUUUUUUUUUUUAAUGUGCCUUUAUUCAUUAAUCAGUUUUGAUUAACCAAUCAAGAAAAGACAAAGUAAUUUGAAAGACUAUUGAAUAGGACUGUUUAUUGCUGCAUUUAUUUUUGAUUUGACAUAACGCUUAAACGAGAUCUGGGUGUGGUUUAUUUUAUUUUUUGUUUCUCUUUCAGGUUUCAGAGGAGGAAAUCCAUAUUUUCCUUUCUAUUCUGUUGCACUCCAUGAAUAUCCAGGAGGAUAUUAUGUUCCCCAGCAUCAAAUGAACACUAGAAUGAACAGAAGACCCAAUUUUAAUCCCUAUCCACCUUCCCCUAUGUUUUACCAUGCUACUCGGUUUAGACAUUAUAGCAGUCCUGGAAGAAGAACAGAAACAAAAGAAACACAGACUGACCCAAGACAACCAGAACACAUGCCUCAGAAGCACCUUGGUUCAGAUAGUAAAGGCUGUGAUGCAGGAAACCCAGAGUGCCAUUCUUCUGGCAUUAGCUGUCCAGAGAAUGAAAGUAAUCUGGAUAAUGUAGACAUGUCCAUGUCACCUGCAGCACCCUUGCAGGAAAGGGACUUUCAUAAAAAUACGUGCAACUCAUCCCAAUACCGAAAUAUGCCUCCAGGAAGCUAUGCUUAUGAGAAAGAGGAGGUAAGAAUAGAGUAUGGAAGUGGUUCCCCUGCUGCCAUACAGAUGUGGAAGUCUUAUAAAGAAACCAUACCAAUAUACGAUGUGGCAGUUGUUAAAGAAAUACCAGACAAUUUAGUGCAGCGUGAUCUAUAUUGUGAAGGUGUACUGUAUGGCCCACACACAGAAGGUGAGGAGCUUGCAGUACAAGGUGUUGUCUUCAAUAAAGAGGAGUGUAAAUCUUCACUCUCUCCAAAACUUAGUCUUGAUGCUGUACAAGAAACUGAAACACAGACAACAAUAGUGCAGAACAGUGAGUUGAGGAAUGAAACCAUAAAAUUGGGUAAACCAUAUGUAAAAUCACAGGCUGUGGAGGUAGAGCCACCAAAUGUGUGCUCAGAACACACUGAGGCAUGUCCUAUCCAUGAUAAAGAACAAAAUGGAGACUCAGAAGGUUUAAAAGGAAUUAAGGAUACCAAUGGAGAACUUGAGGCAAGGCUAGAUUUAGGUUCUGAAAACAAAAUCCAGACACAGCCUGAAUGUAAUGGAGAGAUGAUAUUGGAUGGAAAAAGUAGUGCAUGGACAGAAGACAUGAUAGAAAAACUUGUGCCUCCACCAUCUUGGGUCACUUGUUUUGACAAUAUAGAAACAAACUAUGACUAUGAUGCUUAUAUGUCUCAACGGAAGCAAAAAAGGCCAAGUAUACUAAGUAUCACUUCAGAGGAGCUUUCAUCAAGGGAUGAAGGAUCAUCUGUGGAGAAUACCUCUAUAUCUUACUUGGUUCCAGACUACAUGCUCAGGAAGGGUUUGUAUGCCUUCCGAAAAAGUGCAGAGAUUACAGAGCGAGAGAAAAUUAAAAGUUGUGGCUCUUUGAAGGAAGAUGAAAUGUCUAUGAAGCCAGCCAGCAGUCAAUAUGAACAAAACAAUGGUUCUGGGGCAACAAAGGAAAAAGUCUCUUCCAGAAGAGGUAAAAAGAUUGGGGUUCCUGUGAGAGGCUUGAGUAGAAGAAAAAUGUUUUCAGUAAAGAAAAAAUUAAGGAAGAGUCAGUCAUUGUCCGAACCGGAGGAUUCUGAAGAAUACUGGGUUAUGGAGGAAGAGAACUUGCAAAAUUGUGAGGAAGAUGAAGAAAGUGAUGAGGAUGAAUACUACUUUCAGGGAAAUUUACCACAUGGGCAGCUAGAUCUUAUUAAAGGUAGUUUCUUUAAACAGAUUGCUCAGAAGAGAAUACUUUGGAAACCACCAAAAGGUGCAAUCCCGACUCAGUUGAUCAGUUGGCCUGUCAGAGAAAAGUCAAAAGUCAAGAAAAAGGGGUAUGAAGCACAAGGGCAUCGACUGACUGAGCAAGAUGUCAGUGACUAUGCAAACUAUGAAAAGCAAGUCACAAAGCUAGAGAGGGGCUACAAAGAGAUGUCUGAACAGAAGAGAUCUCUGCAGAAGUCACUGGGUGGUAAGUUGAUUAAUGAAGAAUCUUCUACAUGGUCUCUUAAUGAGACAAACCAAAUUAUUGCCUCAACAGUUAAUUUUUGCAAAAGCUUCAGAUUGGAAAUUAUCAAACCCAGAUCCACUUCAAGAUUCUGAUGCUGGCUGUGGCAUCCAUUGAGUGCAGUAAAAUCAAGGAUUUGUUGUGUUUCCAAAGAGGAUGUGAAGUGUGUAUGCAUACACUGCAAUUGUGAUGAACCAGUCUCUCCAAAAAUUGCUUCACUGUAAAAUGGAUACGAAGUACUUAAGCCAUGUGUCUGCUUAUGGCAGUUGCUAUGUAUAUGUUUAAACUUUGCAUUUCUUGCUGUCUGUGGGUUUUUUUUCUAAUUAUAAAACCUAAAUUCAUUCUAACAAUAUGCUACUAUAACUGUGUUGAUGAAUAUUUACUUUGUUAGCAACUUACAGGUUUCUGCCAUUAGAAUAUUAUCUGCUUCACCUAGGAAAACCUCAAAAGAAAACCACUGGGGCAACUGUUGAAGAGUACUGGGUUGGAAGAGGUGCUAAACCCAAACUCUCCGAACCUUCAUAUUAUUUGCAAGAUUCAACCAAAAAAGAGCAAGGUAGACUUGUUGGAUAGUUUAUUUGAACACUUACUGAACUGUAAGUCAUAGUUUUACAAAAUACAUUAAUAGUAUAAGAAUAAAACUGAAAUUGUUAACUUAAUUGAAACCUAUAUUUGUUGGGAGGUUUUGUUUGCAUUUUAAGCCUUUUCUCACCUCACUUCUCAUGGCUUUCAAGUUGGUUGACAGACUUCAGGGUUUCCUGGUACCCAAUAAUUAUUUCUGUCUGGAGCGUCUUAAGGAGGCUAUCAACUUUCCUCAUCCAUAGUUAUAUGUAGUAAGUGUGCAUGCUCAUGCUAUGAAAUGACUGGCUCUGUGCACUCUGGUACUAAAAGAUUUUGGUACAGCAGGUGUUUGGAGGCACUGAAUCAUUAAAGCCUUUCUGACCCAGGUAAACACUGACUAACAAUGGCACAUAAUCUGUAAUUCCAUAGUGCAAAAUGUAGGCAAUCCAUCCACUAAAGUAUUUUAAAUGACAAGUAAGUGAACUUCCUCCAUGGGAUAUCCCAAGCCAAACAAACUUCAAACCUUAAGGCUUUACCCCCAUUGAGUAGUGACAGAACAGAUAUUUGACUGUCUUAUUGUGUGUUCUGCAUGAACUUGUUACUAUAUAUGAAAGCUAGACAACUCCAUUUACAAAAUGUGUUCACACUUUUUCUCCCCUGUUAGACAAGCCUAAAAAGAAAGGAACGGGCAAGUCUUCUAAAAGAAAACAAACUAGAAUUGAUCCUGAAGAAAUAGAAACAUGGGAAGUUCCUAGAUCAUUCUUGUACAGAGGUAUGAAACUAGUGUAGUAACCAUUUCCCAUGAUUCUACAAUACACAUGUUAGGAAAGAUCUCCUCUCCCCCCACCUUGUGGCUAUUGCUCCAAACAGGGUUAUUUAACUUUGUUUAGGUCAAUAGUAUGCUUAAAAGAUUGACUCGAAUCUUCCCUCCACCUAUCAAACUAUGGUAAUGACCAGAGCUGAAUUUCAAAAAUAUUAAUUAGGGUAAAAAAAGGAACAAUAUGUGCAAAGUUGAACUGAAUGAGUCUCUGCUGCCCCUUUCCAUAUUAAAAAUCCUUUUACACGGUAUAUUCAUUGAAGAGCGAAAUUUGGAUUUCAAUUUGAGUUAACUUUGAAUUUCCAGCAAUUGGCACAUAUGUGAAUAAGCCUGUUGGUAUUCACAAAAAUUGGUUGUUCUCCCAAACUUAAGCACUAACCACAACCCGGUAUUUGUGCACCACAUCACUUGGCACUGUUUAAUGCCAGAAAACCUUCUUGGUGCAUCAAUCUGUAUAGUAUUUGCAUUAAAGAAUAAAACUUUUCUUAAUAAAAAAAUUUUUUAACACCGUAAGAAUAGUUUCUUCCCCCUCAGCCUUUCUAGCUUCAUAGACUUCUUUUAUUUCCGAAUAAAAUCUUUAAGGUAGUGGCAUUAUUUAACUACAAAAAAUACUGUAUAUGGAUUUAUUUGGAAAAUGCCAGACAACUAAUGUCCCAAUGCAGAGGCAUGCCACUUUUUGCCAUGGGUUUUUUUUUAAAUUUGAAGGGCUGGUUUUCUGUAAAGGCAUAUUUUAUUUAUAAGAAAUCUGAAAUUUUGCCAUGCAAGCAACAUGUCUGGAAAAGGGUCAGUGCAAAGUGGGUUAUCUCGUCCAGUCAGAGUAAAAUGAUAUGCUAUAUGAAAGGACACAAAACAAAAAUCAAUUUAGGUUAGGUACAUUGUGUAAUGUUAUGUAUACAAUACUGAUGUCUUAUUUUCAUUUUAGGUUGUUCCUUGAGGAGGGGUGGUACCCGGAAGAAAUAGAAAAAAAACAAAACUACCUUUAAAAUGUAAAAUAUUUUAUUUCUUAAAUGAAGUUUAUCUGUGUGUUUAAAUUUUUAGGAUUUUUUUGCAUGUAACAAGCAUUUUUUUUUCACUCCUGCAAAGGAGUCCUACAUACCCACUAAUUUGUAUAACCCUGGAGUUUGUUGUGCACCAAAAAGGAAACUAGGAUAAAGGUACAUGCACCACUAAAAUUAAUAAAUAUAAUUAAGUCUAAUGAUGUGAUGAUAAAGCAUGUGAGAAAACAAGAAUAGAAACAGGCACGUAAUUAAAAAAAAAAAAAGAACCAAAACGAACACCUUACUAUUGUAAAUAGCACAUAUGUCACAAUGUACAAGCAAGAAACAAAUAAAG